Histoplasma mississippiense is the source of this 816-nucleotide messenger RNA. RefSeq lists its product with no specific name. The record is from RefSeq and is a predicted model, not a curated record. The transcript is spliced from 5 exons. The coding region runs from base 1 to 816 and encodes 271 amino acids. NCBI's taxonomy places the organism in Eukaryota, Fungi, Ascomycota, Eurotiomycetes, Onygenales, Ajellomycetaceae.
AUGGUCAAGGGGAAAAUUAUCAUUGUUCUUGAAAAUGACUUAUCCUCGUGCUGGGCAUGGAAGGGAAAUGAUGUACAGCCGAGCCACAAGUCAUCCACAUCGUCUGGUUUGGGCGGGCGAAUGCUGCGUUGCAUCGCUGGUAGUCAUAGGCAUAAAGGUGGUCGCAAGCCUGGUAAUGGUGACAACGUUGAUCGCACAUAUUCGAUGGAAGAGGCUGGAUGGGGUAAAAUCGACUCGGAUGUUAUUUUCGAGGAGACGCAAUCUGAUCAGCGUCUCGGUAUUAGUCAGCUUUCCCCACCGAAAAAGGCUGAAAAGCCAGACGAAUUAUCCGUUCUCCAUCCGUACCUUACCUUAGCCAAACGAGCAGCUACUAUGUCGGAGACAUCUGGAGAAUCAGCAGUAGAUGCUGUGCCAACUUUCGCAAGUUUUCCCAAACAUCCCAAGCGCGUCAUUUUACGACUUCGUGUGAACGAAUUCGAUGGUCGUAACCCAACAGAGUUUGACCGUGCUAUCAUGGCAUAUCUAGCAUCUGCUGGACGCCCUGUCGAUGAACUCACGCAAAGAAUCCAUCACUCGCAUAUCGAACCUCUCCAACCCCCAGAGAUGAAACAGAGGUCAUUUCAUAUAGUUCUGGAUAUUGAAAAAGAUAUGCUCAGUGAUCCAGAAUUUGAGACAGUAGAGCACGAAGUUCACCGUGUUCACCGAGCUAAGAACGGUACAUUUAAAGUCAGUCGCAUCUCGAAUCCAGCCGAAGAGCAGAACUUUGUGCGACAGAUGCGACUUUUCACGGACACCUUCUAUCCGUGGGCAAAAUAA